GAGAGAGAGAGAGAGGAGGGAGGGAGAAGAGCGCACAGCUUGUCUCUCUCUGCAGAGCUUACAAGGACAGUGAGUGUUCGCGAGAGCCAGAGAGCGAGAGCAGCACAGAGUUGAAGCUCAGCAUCAGAUGUGUGAGGUAUCUGCUUCAGUAGCAUACAGUAUGACCUCCAUACUGACCGUGACAUACAACUGACCACACUCUCCAGCACCACGGAGAGCGAAACCAUUUCAUCAGGAGCAUCUUUCAACAGCAGACUCUGGGGACCACAGAAGUUUCAGGACUUGUUUUUCUUAUAUUUUUUCAUCCAGUCUAGGAAUUUACUGUCCAUUUUCCUCUUUUCUAGAGGAGAAAGACUGUGUUUUUUACAGUGGUACCCUUGCGCUCUGGAAUACACGUCUGAAUGAGAGUGUGUGCAAGCCUCUCUAAGCUCCAGGGUCAUUGCUGAAGGAAGCACUGGUGAUAGAAAGCUCUGCAGCCACAGUCCUGGUGUGUAAAAGACUGCUUGACCAUGAGUGAAUCUAAGAAGAGCGAGGUGGAUCUGAGGGACAAAGCCAUCAUGCACCAGCAGAGGCGGCUGAAACAGGCCACGCAGUUCACACACAAGGACUCGGCCGACCUGCUGCCCCUGGACGGCCUCAAGAGGCUGGGCACUUCUAAAGACUUGCAACCCCACAGUAUCGUGCAGCGACGACUCCUGGAGGGCAACAUCCCUAGGCUGCGUGGGGACGCCCGGGACCUCCCGUCCCGCGUUCGCUCGCCCCUUGCCGACAAUAAAGAGGGAGGCGAAACAGAGGAGAGGAGUGAGAGCACAGUGGACGACUCCACAGAGGAGAGGGAAUCACCAGAGGAGAGCGAGAGGAGCCUGAGGUCUGAUGAAGAUGAUGAAGAGGAGGAGGAGGAGGAAAAUGGAGACAGCAGUGAUGUUGGGGGGAAAGCAGAGCUCAAGCAAAAACAAGGAGAAUUGGAGACACAGAGAGAGAAGGCAAGAGGGCAAGCAAGAACGGAGGAGAGAGUGAGAGCGUCCACCCUGUCUGCCCUGCUGCUGCAGUGCAAGUGCGGUGAUGCUGAGGUGAAGGUGUCCAUCAACACAGGCUGUCAGCACAACCACAUCUCCAGCACAUGCUGCAGAAGACUGGGACUGAAAUCCAGCUCAGAGAGUAAACCUCCCGGUGUUUCCAGGGUGAACACUGUGACAUCCCUGCAGCUGCAGUUGGGAAAAGAGAGAGUGCAGUGUUCUGCUCAGGUCGUAGAUGACGAAGCAUUUGAGAUACGCCUGGGCCUACACACCCUGCAGGAACUCAAAUGCUGUGUUGACCUUAAUGCCAGAGUGCUCCGGUUCCACAGUACCGGGCAGGAGCUUCCCUUCUUGGAGACACCCGCCUGCAGCCAGUGCCAUCACCAUGACGACAACAAGAACCUGUGACCUUUGACUUCCCCCUUUAUCACAUCCAAACCCCCUGCUUCAAAGGGGAAGGUACAGGAGAAGAAUUUGAUGAAGAAAGUUUGACUGGACUACAGCAUCACUCAAUGUCUACACAUGGCCAGAACAACUCUGUCCUUCCCUUUUAGCCUCCUCUUUUUCUCCCCCCUUUUAUUCCACAUCUUUGUGUUGUUUUUUUGUCAUUUAUAGCUAAUUGCAAACCCUCCACCUCCUCCCAAUUUAUUACAUAAAUCUUCAUUUUGUGGAACAAAUGUAGGUUAUAAGGGAGGGCUGGUUUUAUAUGGGUUGUUCUCUCUAAAUUGCUUUCUUUAUAUAAUCAGACCAAAUAUAAUUAAUAUGAUUAAGCCAUGAAAGUAUAUAGGAAUUUGGGUAGAAACAUAUUAAAAUGACACAUAUAUCUUUGUGAUUUGGUGUAGUAAUGAUUGAUUUGGAAAUUAAGGCUUAUGAUGAGUCUCAGAACUAGAAAUGCCUUAACUUAUUAAUAUUGAAAAAGCUAGCAAAAAGGAGCUAGCGUUUUUAAGCUAAUACCAAAGCAAAAACUGUUAUUAUAUAUAUUGGACACACCCAGGUCUUUGGCUUAAAUUGGAAUUUUUUUGUUAAAACCAAUGACUGUAUAAAGCAUGGAUGUCGUAAAUUAAUUUCCUUUAGUUCUAUAGAAAUAAAGUCUGUUAAUAAAGUAAAUUGUCUGCAAUUUAAGGUCAAAGGCAAACCAAAGGCAAAGUCCAGUCUAAAAGACCCGAGGCAGAUAUGUCUCUUCCCUCGAUUAACCAGUAAGUAUAAUGCAACAAAAGUUCAAGUGCGGUUUAUGUAUUUUAUUUCAGAAACAAUUUACAUUUGCAUUAAAUUAAAAUACUAGAGCAAGUUCCAGUAAUGAAUAAAAUAGUAUUUAAACUUGGUCCAGAUAGGUCCAUUGCAGUGUUCUUAACAGAAAUACUGCAAUGAGAGAUUGACUACAACUCCAUGUAAUGAACAGAGAGGUCCUACUACAGCCUGGUCUUCACUUAAUACCUUAGUGUAACCCUGCCUUCUUACAAUAUAGUACUAUAAUGUUAAAAUGAAGAUGGAAAGGUCCAGCGGGCUAAGGGAUGCCACUAUGAUCAGGAGAUCACCGGUUUGAAUCCUGUUCAUGUAGUUUGCCAUCAGAUGACAGAGCCCUGAGAGAGCAGAUGGAGCUCCAAAGGGUGAUGUGGAUCAGCACAAGGUGUCUGUGAACUGAUGUAGUCGCUGCGCUUUCCUCCGAGCACGCUGACUUCUCAGCAAUGCUGCAUCGGCAGCAGUUCGAAAGAGACUUCACCCUCCUGGUGUUGGGGCAUCAUUAGUGAUGGGGGGAGUCCUAAAAAUUGGGGAGCUCUGUAAAACUGGGGUAAAAAAUGGGAUAAAAAAUAGAAAUUAAAUUAUUUAAAAAUUCAGAUGGAAAACCGGUUUAGAGGAGAAAAAUUAGAUGGACAGUUAGCUGGUUUGUGUUUAAAACAGAGACACUAGGCCUUUGGUGGCUUUACUUGGGAGAGAUGUUGCGUUAUCCAUGCUUUUCCACAGUCACUGGUGCAAAGUAUGAAAAAAAUACUAUCUAAAAGUGAAACUCUUUCUUAAUACAUUUUACCCACAGGACAACACAGGGAAGAACAUCAUUAGCACCUACUGCUAGGCAGAACGUCUGUCUGCUCACUCUCUCAAAUGUUAAUUGAGCCCUUGGGCCGACUGUCGACUCUGUAUGUAUGUCAGAUGUAUCAGAACAUUCCAGAUGAGAAAUUUUGUAGAUGUAUAUCCCUUUUUUAUUUUGUAGAAUCAUCUUUUGUAAGUAAAUCUAAACUGGGGUAAGUGUUUGGGACUUGUGUUGCUAGCAUCUUCUGGAGCCUUUUGUGUUUUCUAACGAUUUGUGUUAAACAUUUGUAGUUAGUUAGGAUUACGACUAAAACUGGUCCACCACUUCUAAAGCCAAGUUCCUGUUGAACACAAAAUUCCAGCCUUGCCUGCCUUUGCUCACGUCACUUCUGUGAGCAGGACCGUAACAUGUGAGUCUUUACUCACGAACAAGGCCUCACAUAGUUUGCGUUCACUCCUAAAGCACCUGCUUUGUGUUAGUUUCAGUCAGAAAUCUGCCUGGUGCAGCUUCUCGUAGCUCAGACCUGCUAUGACUAACAUUAAGACUUCACAGCGGCUCAUUUGGUUUCUGCAGUCCAGGCCUCUGUGAUGGAGAGAACACGUCAAACGGAAAGGGCGCCUGCGUCUCGCGCGCUGCCCACACAGCACUUGCCCUUGAUCCUCUUUGAAUGGUGUGAGUAACCAAGAGGACAGCACACAAUGCUCAAUCUGCUAAAUCAUCUGACCUCUGUCACUUUCAGCGCUGCAGCGGAUCUCUCGUCGGAGGUCGUUCACGCUUAGAUUCGCUCUGCUUUUGUGUCGCCUCUGACGUACUGCGGUUCUUUGUGUGCUGUGGAGGAAGGAAAAUUGAUGUACAAGAGAGUUUAUUUUUGGUGGUUUUUUUUUUUCUUUUCUCUGAACUGUAUUUUAUCUGCCUAAUAAAAAAAUAUGUAUUCUGGCUAUAAA
Astyanax mexicanus (Mexican tetra) is the source of this 3989-nucleotide messenger RNA. It is a transcript of the gene nrip2, whose product is annotated as nuclear receptor interacting protein 2. Lineage: Eukaryota; Metazoa; Chordata; Actinopteri; Characiformes; Acestrorhamphidae. The transcript has 6 exons. The record is from RefSeq and is a predicted model, not a curated record. Gene Ontology annotation, molecular function: aspartic-type endopeptidase activity. Bases 510 to 1424 code for a protein of 304 amino acids. Gene Ontology annotation, biological process: proteolysis.